Nerophis ophidion (straightnose pipefish) is the source of this 3422-nucleotide messenger RNA. RefSeq names its product smoothened, frizzled class receptor (gene smo). The transcript is spliced from 13 exons. Gene Ontology annotation, molecular function: patched binding; transmembrane signaling receptor activity. Lineage: Eukaryota; Metazoa; Chordata; Actinopteri; Syngnathiformes; Syngnathidae. Gene Ontology annotation, biological process: smoothened signaling pathway; central nervous system development; commissural neuron axon guidance. Gene Ontology annotation, cellular component: cilium; dendrite; plasma membrane. The record is from RefSeq and is a predicted model, not a curated record. The coding region runs from base 429 to 2801 and encodes 790 amino acids.
CAAAUUAAGUGACAACAACAACCGGGAGAAGUUGUCUUGGAGGAAACGUGUUCUUGUGCGGGGAUCCCAUCCAAAUAUAACCGAGAUAUGAGUGUUUUUGUCUAAAAGAGGCGAAGAAGUCGAGGGAAAAGGGAGAAGGAGGUCCAUGAGGAGGAGGAGGAGCUCUUCUUACAUCCACGGAUAUGUGGGGGAGGUCAAUAGGGGGAAGUUUCAAGCCGCCAUGACAUCACUACGUGUCAUCUCGGUGGAGUCGAACUCGGGACGUCGAGGAGGUUAAGAAGAAAAGUGGACAACUUUUCGCCAACAUGUCGUUAAUUCUUUGCACAAAGUGAACUUUGUCGUCCUUUUUUUUGUAUUAUUAUUUGCACCAUUGCGACUUUCUACUCCGGCCCUCCUCCACCACCCGCUCUCCCGCGGUCCUUCCCAAGAUGUCCUCCCGAGUUUGGAGCUCCUUUGUUGGGAUGUGUUGCGUGCUGGCGUGCAGCAGCGCCGUCUUGUCUCCCAACGGGAGCUUGCUGGAGGACCAAUGCAAGAAGACGACGACGUGCGAGGCUCUGAAGUACAACACCUGCCUGGGCUCACCGCUACCUUACACGCACACUUCUCUCCUGCUGGCGGAGGACUCCGGCACGCAGGAGGACGCCUUCGAGAAGCUGACCAUGUGGUCCGGUCUGCGUAACGCUCCUCGCUGCUGGUCCGUCAUCCAGCCUCUUCUUUGCGCCGUCUACAUGCCAAAAUGUGAGAACGGCCGUGUUGAGCUUCCCAGUCAGAGUUUGUGUUUGUCCACACGGCGUCCUUGCAGCAUCGUGGACCAGGAGCGCGGUUGGCCCAACUUCCUCAAAUGCGAAAAAUUCCCAGCGGGCUGCCAGAACGAGGUGCAGAAGCUAAAGUUCAACAUGUCGGGUCAGUGCGAGGCCCCGCUGGUGAAGACGGACAUUCAGUCCAGCUGGUACAAGGACGUAGAAGGCUGCGGCAUCCAGUGUGACAACCCUUUGUUCACUGAGGAGGAACACGACGACAUGCACGCCUACAUUGCCUACUUUGGCACCAUCACGCUGCUCUGCACCUUCUUCACGCUGGCUACAUUCUUGGCCGACUGGAAGAACUCCAACCGCUACCCGGCCGUCAUCCUCUUCUACAUCAACGCCUGCUUCUUUGUUGGCAGCAUUGGCUGGCUGGCGCAGUUCCUGGACGGGGCUCGCGACGAGAUCGUGUGCAAGAGCGACAACACCAUGAGACUCGGCGAGCCCUCUUCGUCGGAGACGCUCUCGUGCGUGACCAUCUUCAUCAUCGUGUACUACUCGCUCAUGUCGGGCGUGAUCUGGUUUGUGAUGCUGACCUACGCCUGGCACACCUCCUUCAAAGCGCUCGGCACCACGCAGCAGCCUCUCACUGGACGCACUUCCUACUUCCACAUGGUCACAUGGUCCAUCCCCUUCGUCCUCACCGUGGCCAUUUUGGCCAUUGCAGAAGUGGACGGCGAUUCUGUGAGCGGGAUUUGCUUUGUGGGCUACAAAAACUACAGAUACCGCGCUGGUUUUGUGCUAGCACCCAUCGGGGUGGUGCUGGUCGUCGGAGGCUACUUUCUCAUCCGAGGGGUCAUGACACUCUUCUCUAUCAAAAGCAACCAUCCAGGACUACUUAGCGAGAAGGCAGCCAGCAAAAUCAACGAGACAAUGCUAAGACUAGGAAUAUUUGGAUUCCUGGCAUUCGGAUUUGUUUUCAUCACCUUUGGCUGCCACUUCUACGACUUCUUCAACCAGGCGGAAUGGGAAAGAAGCUUCCGGGAAUAUGUUCUGUGCGAAGCCAACGUCACCAUCGCCUCCCAGACCAACAAGCCGAUCCCAGAGUGCACCAUCAAGAACCGUCCCAGUUUGAUGGUGGAGAAGAUCAACCUGUUCUCCAUGUUUGGCACUGGCAUCGCCAUGAGCACGUGGGUGUGGACCAAAGCUACCAUCCUCAUUUGGAAGCGCACCUGGUGCAAGAUCAUCGGGCGCGGUGACAACGAGCCCAAGAGGAUCAAGAAGAGCAAGAUGAUCGCCAAGGCCUUUGCCCUGAGGAAGGAGCUCCACAAGGAUCCGGAGAAGGAGCUGUCCUUCAGCAUGCACACCUUGUCACAUGAUGGCCCUGUUGCCGGCAUUAACUUUGAUCUGAACGAGCCGUCCAACGACGUGUCCUCGGCCUGGGCGCAGCAUGUGACCAAGAUGGUGGCCCGACGAGGUGCCAUCCUGCCUCAGGACAUCUCCGUUACUCCCACAGGAACGCCGGUCCCGCCCCCCGAGGAGAGGAACAGGCUGUGGAUGGUGGAGGCUGAAAUUUCCCCAGAGAUGAUAAAGCGGAAGAAGAAGAAGAAGAGGAAGAAGAAGGAGGUUCGUGCAGCAGCGGAGGAGGCGGCGAUGGAGGCGGAGCACCACCAGGCCGCCUUCCCGCAGCGCGAGUUUGGCCGCAGCUCCGUGCCCCGCCUCCCCAAGCUGCCCUGCCACCCCAGCAUGGUGGCCAACCUGCGGGAGCAGCAAAGGCGUCAGCAGAUGCUGGAGGACGACAUCUUGCCCGGGUGCUACCCCGAGGACAGGUGCGUCUUACCCACCUAUCACAGCAGAGGCUACGGACGCGGCUCGCUUUCAAACCCGCCGGAUGACCCAAGCCUUGAACCGCGCUGCCCUGCCCAGCAGGAGGGGCUGUCAGAGAGGAUGGCACACCUGGCGAGGGUGCCCGUGGGCCGGAGGGUCGGCUAUGGCCCGCUCCACUCGCGGACUAACCUCAUGGAGGCGGAGCUCAUGGACGCUGAAUCGGACUUCUAAGUAGUCCACUGACUGUAAGCUAAAGAAAAAGUGCUGGAAACUUUAAGUGUUUUUUAAAUUAGUCUUUUUUUAAGGAAACGAUUCCAUUGGCAACUCAGAGGAGGCAGCUAAAAAAAAAAAGCUUGAAAUAUGAAACUGUAGGAGAAUAAUAAUAUGGCAGGUUACCAUUAAAGUACACUUUUACACAACUUUAUUUACACAAUUAUGCUCUUUCUUUCCAUUUUUGCCACUUUUAAAAUGAAAUGUUAAGAUUAACUUUUCUUUUGCAAGCAAACAUUUUUUUUUUUUAAAUAUUGCUACUUCCUGUCCAAGCCUAUAUUGAACAAUGUAAAUAAGCUGUUAAUAGACAUGACAACAAGGGUAUUAUUUGUACAGAUUUAUAUAUGAAACCAUGACUAGUGAGAUGUUUUUUAUAAAAAGGGAAGAGUAAAUGCAAUGUUUUUACUGUACGCUGUAACCAAAAUGUCAUUUUCAUUCACGUUACUGUGAGCAAUAAUCCGGAAAUAAGACCGACAUUGCUCACUCUUUUGUAGUUGUUACAGAUAUAUUUAUACGAUAAUAGCUGUGCUGUCUCAAAUGGAUGUAAAAGACAAAAUAAAAUGAAGAAUACUUUUCUAACGA